Marmota flaviventris (yellow-bellied marmot) is the source of this 945-nucleotide messenger RNA. It is a transcript of the gene Mc1r, whose product is annotated as melanocortin 1 receptor. NCBI's taxonomy places the organism in Eukaryota, Metazoa, Chordata, Mammalia, Rodentia, Sciuridae. Gene Ontology annotation, cellular component: membrane. Gene Ontology annotation, biological process: G protein-coupled receptor signaling pathway. The record is from RefSeq and is a predicted model, not a curated record. Gene Ontology annotation, molecular function: melanocyte-stimulating hormone receptor activity.
AUGCUUGUUCAGAGGAGGCUCCUGGGCUCUCUCAACUCCACCCCUACGGCCACCCCUCAGCUCCAGCUGGCCACCAACCAGACGGGCCCCCAGUGCCUGCUGGUGUCCGUUCCUGACGGGCUCUUCCUUGGCCUGGGGCUGGUGAGCUUCGUGGAGAACAUGCUGGUAGUGGUUGCCAUCGCCAAGAACCGCAACCUGCACUCUCCCAUGUACUGCUUCAUCUGCUGCCUGGCCCUGUCUGACCUGCUGGUGAGCACCAGCAGUGUGCUGGAGACUGCCGUCUUCCUGCUGCUGGAGGUGGGCGCCCUGGCAACGCCAGCCACUGUGGUGCAGCAGCUGGACAAUGUCAUGGACGUGCUCACCUAUGGCUCCAUGGUGUCCAGCCUCUGCUUUCUGGGGGCCAUUGCUGUGGACCGCUACAUCUCCAUCUUCUAUGCACUACGUUAUCACAGCAUUGUGACGCUGCCCCGCGCACGGUGGGCCAUCGUGGCAAUCUGGGCGGCCAGCAUCCUCUCCAGCACCCUCUUCAUCACCUACUACAACCACGCAGCUGUCCUGCUUUGUCUCGUCACCUUCUUUCUGGCUAUGCUGGCACUCAUGGCAGCUCUCUACAUCCACAUGCUGGCCCGGGCGUGCCAGCAUGCCCAGGGCAUCGCCCAGCUCCACAAGAUGCAGCGACCAGUGCACCAGGGCUUCCGUCUGAAGGGUGCUGUGACCCUCACUACUCUCCUGGGUGUUUUCUUCCUGUGCUGGGGCCCCUUUUUCCUGCACCUCACCCUCAUCGUUCUCUGCCCCCAGCACCCUGCCUGCAGCUGUGUCUUCAAGAACUUCAACCUGUUCCUGGCCCUCAUUAUAUGCAACUCCAUUGUGGACCCUCUCAUCUAUGCCUUCCGCAGCCGGGAGCUCCGCCUGACACUCAAGGAGGUGCUGCUGUGCUCCUGGUGA